AAUGGUGGUGGUGGUUGUGUGUGUGAGUGUGUAAUAGAUGUAUUGCCUUGAAGGGCUGAGAGAUAAAUUAACAGAAAAACUGAGAAGAGAAAAGAGAGGGAAGAGGGAAGACUGAUAAAGGAACAAAUUGAAAAUGUGAAAGAGAGGGAGAGAAGGAGAGAAGGAGAGAGGGAGAGAGAAAAAGUGUGAGAAAGUGAGAUAUAUCCAUUAUUAUAUAUGUAUUACCUGUGAACUGCCAUAUUUUGGUAGGGAGCUAGUGAUAACUGGAUUAAGGUACCUCACACAUCAAAACUCUCUACACAUACACACACGUACACUGAUAUUAAGACUACAUUCACACACAUACACUCACACAUUCACGCAUAUAAAUAGAGAAACACACUUCCACACACAUACAAACACGUCAUAAAGAAUCUCUACCGGAAGAGUAGGGGAACAGAGAUUAAACUGAUGUUGCCUACUUUCAUAAUUUGUUUAGGUACCUUCCAUCUUCAAGACUUUUAGUGCAGUUGGUGACCUCAUUCAAAAAUGGCAUCUAUUUACGAUCACAUUUUCAAGAAGGGUUCCUUAACACCAGCCUUGGUAGAAAAAGCACGAAUUGAGCUUUAUGAAACUAAAGAUAAACAAACAAUAUGUAUCAAUGAGUUGCGCAAAGUUAUAUUGGAGAAUAAAAGUUGUGAUGAAGGGCAGGAAGUCUUUGAAAUGGUAGAGAAGAAAGAUGAUGAUUUUUUACUGAGAUUUCUACGGGCCCGGAAGUUUGAUGUCAAGAAAACAUAUGGAUUAUUAAAAGGACACCUAAAAUUUCAUAAAAACUACCCUCAACUCACAUCCGACCUCACUUUAGAAUCAGUUCAGCCCUGCCUUGAGCGAGGUUACCCUUGUCUGUUACCCCUAAGAGACAAAGAGGGAAGGACUGUGUUCUGUUUUAGUAUCGAAAAUUGGGACAAGAAUGAAUUCCCUUUCCUGGUAAUAAUGAGGGCUUACCUCUAUUUAUUACAAAAGCUCAUCGUCAACCACCAGACACAAGUUACCGGUUGUGUUCUUAUUGAGAAUUUCUACAAUUACUCCUUGAAACAGGCAUGGGGCCUGAAAACAUCAGAGUUAAAAGCAAUGGUGGAUAUUCUUCAGGGAUCAUUUCCUGCUCGGUUUCAAGGUGUACAUGUAAUUAAUGAGCCUUGGUAUUUUACCUGGACAUAUGCAAUGGUCAAACCAUUUCUGAAAAGAAAGCUUUCAAAAAAGGUUUUUGUCCAUGGAUAUAGUUUGGAAAAUUUCUGGGACUAUUUUGACCAAGAUUCCAUGCCAAAAGAAUUAGGAGGAGGAGGUCCAAGUUAUGAUUCUCAAAUUCUGAUAGAUGCUUUAAAAAAGCUUGAAAACGAGUAAGACAGGGCAAAACUGGUUCUAUAUUUAAAACAAAGAUAAUAUAUUUAAUUAAUAAUGAAUAAAAAUAAAACUAGUUUGAAACCACU
Molecule: messenger RNA, 1466 nt
Organism: Octopus sinensis (East Asian common octopus)
Lineage: Eukaryota; Metazoa; Mollusca; Cephalopoda; Octopoda; Octopodidae
Product: retinaldehyde-binding protein 1-like
Exons: 6
Coding region: 529-1380 (283 amino acids)
Cellular component (GO): membrane
Molecular function (GO): phosphatidylinositol bisphosphate binding
Source: RefSeq, a predicted model, not a curated record